AUGACACAGAGGGUUACCGGCCAGCGCUUUCGCCAGCGCAAGCUAUCUACUAAACAGAACCUACCCAUUCUUCGUGAGAACGAGGUUGAGCAGCUCGGCGACGAUGACGCGACGCGGCACAUUCCCAAGGUCGAGACGGGCGUCGAAAAAGGGGAAGAAAUCGAGCACCAUCUGCAAGCCGUGAUAUCUGCCGCCCAGGCAGCAUCUCAAGGUGGCGGCAAGAUCGCACAGCUCUACAUCCCUACACCUGAUGCUGUUGCAAGUAAGCUGCAGUAUGAGGACCUUUACCCAAGACAGUUUACUCAACCGUCAACCUACAUUCGCUUCUCGUCUACCGUGGAAGACACGAUAGGAUGUCCGUAUUGCAUGACCAGCGAAGAUGCUGCUUGGCUUAAGUCGUACAACCAAAAGAAGAACAAAGGUGUACAGUGCUCCGAGGAGGAGCUCGAGCUAGUCAUCAACUUCUUCGAGGAAGCUACCCUAGAAAAGCAACCAUAUGCGGACGUGGACAACACCCCCGUCCUCACGUAUGAGGAGCUCGAGGCUUUGUUCGACGAGAGAAUCCCCGAGCAUGCACGGAGAUUCGCCAAAGAUGUUUACGUGCACUGGAAAGCUGAGCGCGAGCGAAGGCUCAACCGUCCAUUGAUGCCCACGCUCAAAUUUGAGAAGAAUCUCGACACAGACGAUUCAGAUCCGUAUGUCUGCUUCCGCCGUCGCGAAGUGCGCAUGCAGAGGAAGACGCGCGGUCGCGAUGCUCAGGUGACCGAGAAGCUGAAGAAGCUAAGGAAGGAGCUGGAGGAAGCUCGGUUUAUCAUGGCGCAGGUCAAGCGCCGUGAAGUCAUGAUCCGGGAACAGCUCGCCUUGGACAAGCUGAUCUUCGAGCAACGAGGUGAAGUCAAGGAGACCAAGAGGAGGCUUAGCAUCAAGGGUGAUGACGAAGAGCUCCUCAUCAACCAGAAGGUUCGCGUUCCUCUCGAUGCUCGUAAAACCCCAUUCCUAACACUUUUGCAGCCUGCUCCGAAGCCCAAGCCUAGAGUCGAUACCCAGGCUCUUCAAAGAGGCAUUCCUGGCAUGGGCCCUAAACCUCCGGUUACUCGUCCCGAUGGCCGACUUGUCGAUUCGGAUCUUGUAUAUCUUGAUGACCAGCUUGUGAAGAAAUCCGAGAUCAUCGACGGGUUUAUCGAAGAGAAUUUGAUGAAGCACCAGAAGUGGAAUGUUGGAUGGGUGGAUGCAACAUGGCGCCCUAUCACACCACCUUUAGAGCAGCCCGCGGCAAAGUCAGACUUCCGCCGCGUCUUUACAGAUUCGCAAUUGCCGACACCCCCAGCAUCGGUGUCUUCUGAAGAAGUUGGCGAUGCGAUGGCCGUCCAACAAGUGAAGCAAUCUGAGCCACGCAGAAGUGCGCGGAUACGGUUCGGUACACCCCCAGAUGAUGUUCCGUACCAGGAUCAAUCGCGGUACCGCCGGCGCACAGGUCGGGGUGGUCGUGUAAUGAUAGAUCGCCGAGGCGUGAAGCGUCCUAAGCUUGACAACGAUCCUAUUGACGAGCGAAUGGCCGACAGGUGGAAGUUCGCCGGCGAUAGUAGCGAAGACGAACAGAUCUAUCCCGUAGACUGGACUGACAACCUUCACAUUCGGUACAGGAUCAUGAUCGAGCGCCAGGGCGAGAAGCAGCAUGCUCAACACCAGGCUGCAGCUGCAGCCGCGGCCGCAGCACAGAACCGGAGAGCGAUUGAGAACCACCAAAGAUCCGGGUCGGGUCAUCUGGCUCCGCCUGGCGCUGGGCAGUGA
Didymosphaeria variabile is the source of this 1791-nucleotide messenger RNA. RefSeq names its product Enhancer of polycomb-like protein 1 (gene EPL1). The record is from RefSeq and is a predicted model, not a curated record. The transcript has 2 exons. Gene Ontology annotation, biological process: regulation of transcription by RNA polymerase II. NCBI's taxonomy places the organism in Eukaryota, Fungi, Ascomycota, Dothideomycetes, Pleosporales, Didymosphaeriaceae. Gene Ontology annotation, cellular component: piccolo histone acetyltransferase complex. The coding region runs from base 1 to 1791 and encodes 596 amino acids.